Nerophis lumbriciformis (worm pipefish) is the source of this 2187-nucleotide messenger RNA. RefSeq names its product zinc finger protein 410 (gene znf410). NCBI's taxonomy places the organism in Eukaryota, Metazoa, Chordata, Actinopteri, Syngnathiformes, Syngnathidae. The record is from RefSeq and is a predicted model, not a curated record. Gene Ontology annotation, biological process: regulation of transcription by RNA polymerase II. Gene Ontology annotation, cellular component: transcription regulator complex; PcG protein complex; chromatin. Gene Ontology annotation, molecular function: RNA polymerase II cis-regulatory region sequence-specific DNA binding; DNA-binding transcription factor activity, RNA polymerase II-specific.
UUUAGACUUCUGCUCUAUUGUCUAGUUUCCCGUUGCUUGUGUCUGUAAGUUUGAACACUGGUCGGCUCGCUAUUAGCCCCGGCGGCUGUGUAGCUAGUGGCUAACAAAGUUAAUGACACGUUACGAGCGUCGUCUGCUUUUGGCAUCCUUGACAACACUCGCCAUGCUGCCAAACUGUGGUUUAAGAUGAACUUUGUGGCCAUGAAUGAGUUGAAUGUGCUUAUAGUUGCUGUAUAUCUGACAUGUAUGCUCGCGCCGACUGGGCCAUGAUUAGGACUCCGAGUCACAGGAUGACCACACACUCAUGACUGGAGGAUAUUUUAGCAGGUCGGAUUUAAGGUGACACAGCAGGGACACUCAUGCUUUCCGAUGAGCUGGACUCCAAACCAGAGCUGCUGGUGCAGUUUGUCCAGAACGCUUCCAUCCCUCUGGUUCAGGGUCUGGAGGACUCUGAGCCCAAACAAUCCUGCCUGCCUCUGCUAGCCCCUGUUGAAAGCUCACUGUGCAACCAGCUGGAGCUAACAGAUGGAGCGUUGAGUUCUGAGCCAGAGAAUUCUUCCUCCCUGUCUGAACUCGGGGGGGUGUCGUUGGACCAAAGCCCGCCGCUGGUGGUGCAGACGUCACCCAGCCCCCCGCCCAUCCUCCAUGACCUGCAGCAGUCGGAUGGCACGUCCUACGUCCUGCUCAACCUUGCUAAAAGUAUCACCACGUCCUCGGACUCCCUCAUCUUUGCCGCGGAUGGCGCUGGUGAUGAGGAAGACGAGGGCGUGUCACCAGGGGACUACGGCUUGGAUGGCGGCGCCCCUUGGUAUCUGCGAGUGCAGGAACUGGCUCAUGACAGCCUCAUUGCGGCCACACGGGCACAGCUGGCUCGUGAUGCCAAAGCCAGUCAGGACGCCAGGGCACCAAACGUCGCCAUUAACGGCGACCACAUGCACAUCUCACCAUCAGAAGUAGAGAGGCGAGAAACGCCGCCGCCUCGGACCGGGCGCCCCCUCGCCAGGCAGGUCCUCCGCUGCUCGUUUGAAGGCUGCUGUAGGACCUUCACGUGGCCCGCUCACCUCAAGUAUCAUUUGAAAACUCACAGGAAUGACCGCAUGUUCCGCUGCAACGCCGAAGGCUGCGGCAAGAGCUUCUACGUGCUGCAGCGUCUGCAGGUCCACAUGAGGACGCAUAAUGGCGAGAAACCUUUCAUCUGCAAGGAGAAGAACUGCGGCAAGAAGUUCACCACCGCCGGAAACCUCAAGAACCACCGACGCGUCCACACCGGGGAGAAGCCGUUCCUGUGUGAAGCAGAUGGCUGUGGGCGAUCCUUCGCCGAGUAUUCCAGUCUCAGAAAACACAUGCUAGUUCAUUCUGGCGAGAAGCCUCAUCACUGCGGGAUCUGCGGCAAGACCUUUUCACAGUCUGGCAGCAGGAACGUCCACAUUAGAAGGCGUCACGGAGAGGAGGGACUCGCUGCUGAAAGUAGAGAAACAGGAGAGGCUCUGACACACAGCAGCCUGCUGGAGGCAGAUGGCGACAACGGGGCCGGAAUGGUUGCCAUGACAACUGGCAUGCAACCCGUCAAUCUCCACCACGCUAUGCUGAGAUCACCAGGCCCCGCAGACUCAGUGGUGGUGCUCUCUGCGCCACAUGAACUGGUCGCCAUGACAACAGAAGGUGCCAGCUAUGGGGAUGUGGUGACGCUGCUGUAGUUUGUCAGAGGGUGAAGUAAAACAGCUUGUUCAUUGGUGACUUUGUAAAAACUUGUACAUAAAUCUACAGUGAUAAGGACUUUAUUUUUGACGGCUGUGGAAUGGCGCUUGUACAAAAUCAAAAAUGAAUACUUCCAAAGAAAUACAGACGGGUUUAAAAAGGUAUUUGAAAGAAAUAAUGAGCACUUGUUACCACUGGAAACUUCAUGCACAUCUUGUUUGUCUCAAUACAAAACAAACAGCAUCACUAAAUUCUAUUGAUCCUGUUUGUGCGUGAAACAAAAAGAUUGAUGAAAGGAUGAAGAGACAAACUCACCUCCCUGCUGCUUAACGUAUGUUUAGAUGGUGAAAGUGGUCCAACAUGGCACCCAGUGCCCAACUUGCCUCCACGUUGUUCACUUUCUUGGCCAACUAGAAAGAAUAACAAAAACCAAAUAACUCAAAAUGCUUUUUUUGUAUUUAUUGAAAUGAAAUAAAAACUACAAAAUAA